AAGGCGUCCUAAUUAGGAUUUUAAACGCUGACAUUAAACAUAAUUGGGUGUUUUAACUUCUGUCUCGGCUUGUUUAACGUUUUGCUUUGAGUUUUUAGUUUUAUUCUUUUUAUAUAGGGUUGUUUGGUUUACAUUAGGAGUUGGAGUCAUAGUCCUGGCUUACAAAUCCGCUACUUUCUUCUGGGACCGAUUUUAAAGUCAUGUUUCCUGAGAGUCACACUGGGUACAGCUAUGAGGAUUGCAGGGCUACAGCUGACUGGCUGUUGGCUCAGACUGCAGUGCGCCCACUGGUGGGCAUCGUCUGUGGCUCCGGUCUGGGUGGAUUGGCAGACAUGCUGAAAGAUCAAGUGGUCUUCAACUACAGAGACAUUCCCAACUUCCCCCAGAGUACAGUGCAUGGACACGCUGGACGGCUUGUGUUUGGGACUCUGAAGGGAAGGCCAUGUGUCUGCAUGCAAGGCCGCUUCCAUCUCUAUGAGGGAUACCCCAUCCAAAAGAUCACUCUGCCCAUGCGGAUAUUUAAGCUGCUCGGUGUAGAGACUGUGAUCCUUACCAAUGCUGCAGGAGGCCUCAAUCAGGACUUCAAGGUGGGAGACAUCAUGAUCAUCAAAGACCAUCUGAACAUGCCUGGAUUCGCCGGCAACAAUCCGCUGAUAGGACCUAAUGACGAAAGGUUUGGUGUGCGUUUUCCCUGCAUGUCUGACGCGUAUGACCGCGAGCUGCAGCAGCUGGCCAUGGACGUGGGCAUUGAGUUGGGUUACGGUGAUUUCCUCAGGGAGGGCGUCUACUGUGUGCUCGGCGGACCCUCAUUCGAGACCAUCGCUGAGUGUCGCAUGCUGCACAAACUGGGAGCUGAUGCUGUUGGAAUGAGCACGGUUCACGAAGUGAUCGUGGCGCGUCACUGUGGAAUGCGCGUCUUCGCUCUGUCUCUGAUAACCAAUCAGGCUGUGAUGGACUACGACAGCGAGGAGAAAGCCAACCAUGAGGAAGUUCUUGAGACAGGCAAACAGAGGGCCGAGCAGCUGGAGAGGCUGGUGUCCACCAUGGUCACUCGCAUUGGGCACAAUAACUAGUCCUAAACAAAACUUGAUUUUCUCAUCACUGAAAAGCAAAGUUGAUUUUGAACAUAUGGUCAAUUUCAGUACAGUGAAACAUUCAGCUUGUCCGAACUGAGCCAUCAUACUCGUGUUUAGUGCUUUGCUGCAUGGUUGUGUGCUUCUAUCCUUAGGUGCAAUGUUCUGUGUGUUUCCUGGUUUGUUUGUUUUUGUUUUUUUUUUUUCCUUCCUGAAGUGCACAGAUAUCAUUCAUAUUUAUUAGUGAGAUCCUCUGGUCAUGUACAUUCCUUUAUAGUAGUAAACACAAACUGUCAGACUCUAGAUGUAUGGAAACGUGUCUUAAACCAUUCAUAAUUAUGUAUAUGUCCUAAUUAUUUAAAUUCUUAGUAAAUUGUUGAUUGUUUUAUGAAAGCCCUAUGCUGUACAGUAGAUGUAUAGAUUGUUCAUUGUGUGUCCCUUUUUCUAACAUUAUUAAAGUUGUAUAUUUAUUACUAUA
Pangasianodon hypophthalmus (striped catfish) is the source of this 1551-nucleotide messenger RNA. RefSeq names its product purine nucleoside phosphorylase 5a (gene pnp5a). Gene Ontology annotation, molecular function: purine-nucleoside phosphorylase activity. The coding region runs from base 201 to 1073 and encodes 290 amino acids. The transcript has 6 exons. Gene Ontology annotation, biological process: nucleoside metabolic process. Lineage: Eukaryota; Metazoa; Chordata; Actinopteri; Siluriformes; Pangasiidae. The record is from RefSeq and is a predicted model, not a curated record. Gene Ontology annotation, cellular component: cytoplasm.